CCCACCCGAGCGCUAGAGCUCGGCCCACAGGCGCGCCUGAUUGGCCCUCCCGCGUUACCUGUCGUUUGAUGGACAGCUCCCGCACCGAAUAGCAGAAGAUCAGGCCGCCGCGUGGCACGCGCCUCUCGCGCGGAGGGGCGGGGACGAGGGCUGUUGGGCGGGAAAAGCGGAUAAAAGCUGCUGGGCGGGCAGGGGUCGCUCUCAGGUGGCGGAGCGGCUUGUUUUGUGCUGCCUCCGGUCCCGAAAUGGCUCUCUAGGGACCUCUUAAUUCUUAAAUAUGGUUUUGAGCCCUUUUCUCCUAGUUGGAAAGCGCUUAUCUGAGCAGCGUUAUCAGAGCUAGGAAAGCACGCAGCGAGUGUGAGGGGCAGAGAGCAGCAGGGUGGGCUCUGAGCACCUCCGCCGCUCAGGGCCGCGGGGCUUGCGGUUGUGGCUGCCGUUGCUUCGCGUUCGCUGGACGCUCUGCUGUUGGUGCUGAAAAUCAUUUUUGGGAUCUCCUGCAUCGGGUCGUGGAGGAAGGAACAAACUGCUGCACCAUUCAAGGAUUUUAAGACUUGGGGACCAGUUCUACAAAGAAGCAAUUGAGCACUGUCGCAGCUACAACUCUCGGCUGUGUGCUGAACGGAGCGUUCGCCUUCCCUUCCUGGACUCGCAGACUGGAGUUGCUCAGAACAACUGCUACAUCUGGAUGGAGAAGCGGCACAGGGGACCAGGCCUGGCCCCAGGUCAGCUGUACACAUACCCGGCACGUUGCUGGCGCAAAAAGAGGCGUUUGCAUCCUCCCGAGGAUUCCAGGCUGAAGCUGCUGGAAAUUAAACCUGAAGUUGAUCUGCCUCUCAAAAAAGAUGGCUUCACAUCAGAAAGUACAACACUGGAAGCAUUGCUGCGUGGAGAGGGAAUAGAGAAAAAGAUGGACACUAAAGAGGAGGACCCUAUACAAGAAAUCCAGAGGGUUUUAGAAAAUGAUGAAAACGCAGAUGAAGUGAAUGAAGAAGAGGAUUUGGAAGAAGAUAUUCCAAAACGAAAGAACAGGCCAAGAGGACGGCCAAAGACCCCCACCUGGAAAAAAAUUUUCCAGAAAAAUGCUCGGGGAUCUGGAGGUGGCAGGAGACGAAAUGAUGCUGCCUCCCAGGAUGAUCAUGACAAACCCUAUGUUUGUGACAUCUGCGGCAAGCGUUACAAGAACAGGCCUGGGCUGAGCUACCACUAUGCUCACACUCAUCUUGCCAGUGAAGAGGGUGAUGAGGCCCGGGAGCAGGAGACCCGCUCUUCUCCUGUCCACAGAAAUGAAAACCACAAACCCCAGAAAGGACCAGAUGGGGUCAUCAUUCCCAAUAACUACUGUGACUUCUGCCUUGGAGGCUCCAAUAUGAACAAAAAAAGUGGCCGGCCUGAGGAACUUGUGUCGUGCUCAGACUGUGGGCGCUCUGGACACCCGACCUGCCUGCAGUUCACCACAAACAUGACUGAGGCUGUUAAAACCUAUCAGUGGCAGUGCAUUGAGUGCAAAUCCUGCAGCCUUUGUGGCACCUCUGAGAAUGAUGACCAGCUGCUCUUCUGUGAUGACUGUGACCGUGGCUAUCACAUGUAUUGCUUGAAUCCACCAGUCUUUGAGCCCCCCGAAGGGAGUUGGAGUUGUCAUUUGUGCCGGGAGCUGCUCAGAGAGAGAGCAUCAGCUUUUGGCUUCCAGGCCUGAGGAGCUCCAGCAAUCAAGAAACACUUUGCUCCUGUUGUUGUCAUACCAGCACACAAUUCCCAUCCAGAACACAAAGACACAACCCACAUCAAAAUGAAUGGACACUCAAGUACAGGAAGAGGUAUCUGUGGUAUUCACUGUCACUGAUGCAGAACCUCCUGGGCUCUACUAGAAGAAUCACGUACUUUCCUGAUGCUCCGGAUGAAAUCUCUUCCCUGCUAUGCAUGGUUGCUGCUUACCGUUAUGGGCUCACAUGGAUUAUAGGAGGGGGAGGGUUGUUAUAUCGAUAUGAAGAAGUCAAUUUUGUGUGGCCUUGUGCUUUCUAUUUAGUUUUCUUCUGAAGGAGACAUAGUAAGGAAUCUCCCAAGGAUUUGUUGGUAAGUGCUUUGGUGGGAAGCAGAACCAGUUGUUACUGCACAAAAGCUUGCCUGGAAGUCCCUUUUACUGCAACUGCUCUGUAUUCUUAGGGUGGCUUUGCGUUGCGUUAGUUCAAUACUUCCCAUGUUGUGAAUGAUGUGUUGUCACUGAGAGAAGCACUGAUCAGAACUGGGGGAGUGACACUUUCUCUCUUGGAUCAAAUGCUUUGAUUUGGCAGAUCUUCAGACAUCUGGUUUCAGUGUUUCUGAAGGAAGAGCACUGCCAGUAUGAACAUACACAGAUGCUUAAAUGCUGCGUUUGGUAUUUUUGGAUAUUCAGGCACACCAUCCCACUCCGGUGCUAUCAUGCAGUUCAGAUGCAUCAUUUUAUUUUUACUGAAAAAAAAAUUGUGAGUGGUUCUGCAUGUAACUGAUUUACUGUCCAGCUCAGAAAACUGAAUGAAAGAAAACUGUCGUUUUAACUUGAUCAUAGAAAAUAGAGGUUCCAGUUUUCUGAGCAAUCUAAAGUAAGCUGAAAAUAGGAACGACAUUGGCAUAGGGUCACAUGAAGCACUUUUGAUUUUUUUUUUUUUUUUUUCUGAUUUCUAAACUAGAAUAUUCUGCAAUUGAAAGCUGAAAUUUUAGUUUAGGAAUUGCCUAAUCAGAACUUCCCACAUUUCCAGAGUUAUACUGGUUUUUUAUCAAAAUGAUUAUCAAGAUUUGUGAAUUUUCAAAUCAUUUUGCCCCCAAAUUCUCUAUAACCACAUUUUUGGCAGAAGCCUUAUCAAGCUCCGGUCAAAGGAAUCAUUUACUUGAACCUAAUAUCAAAAGAAAGAUUUUCAUAGUUAUUUUAAAAUUUAAAUAGGAAUACUUGUAUUUUGUGCAAACAAACCUCUGCAUGUGAAAUGAAGAAGCAUUAAGCGAGAGCAUCAAUUGAAAAAGUAUUUUCACAGUUGAGUCCCUGUGAUUGACUUAAGACAUCAUCAGGAGGACAAGUGAGUACAUUAAAACAUUUUUAUCCGAUGCAUCUUUUAAGGUUAAAAACAUGCAACUCCCCAAAUGGCCAAGUAGCCCAGAAUGACCAAUUUUGUGGGUGUGAUUUACAUUUCUUUCUAUGCAUAGAUUAAAGUGGACUUAAGAUACACGUUUAUGAGAGUCCCAAGCAACACGUGAUUUGAGUUGCCUGUACAAGUAGGUAAGAGCACUGAAAGUUAUAUUUGGGAUAUUUAUUCUGGUUGAAACUUUUCUGCAAAAUGAAAUGUCCCUGAAAGGACACUGUGAAAGAGUAGCAGUGAACUAAUUUUUCUUUUUUUCUCCUGCUAAUUACACUUAGUUAGAAUGAACUAUACUGACCUAACGCACUUUUCCUCAUUAUUUAGAUAGUUUGUUCACCUUUAGUGUUUUGUUCAGCUUACAGUAGUCGUGCCAGCUGUUGGAUUCUCCCACGUGCUCUCACAACAUCGUCUCAGACUGCAGUGGGAGUACUUUAACCUGUUAGAAAAGGGGUUUAGGAAGUGUUUAUCCUAGUUGUAUUGGACCAAAUUCCUCCAGGAGUGGCCACCCACGACAUUCAUUUAAUACAUUAUCUUUCUGUCUGACAGUUUUGGGUGAGCCAAGAGUAUAAAGAUAUUUGAGCAUCAGAUGUAGGAUCUCUCUGCAUGAGGUGUCUGGUGCCUCUCUGGACAAAGCUGUAAAGCACAUGUCAAAUGAAGCUUCUUUCUCCCUGUCCAAGGAACUGCCAACUCCUGUGGUCCCGUUCUCACUGCUGAGCUGCUGUCACCCAGUCUGAUGGCUGGCCCCGAGGACAUGUCUUGGUGGUAGUGCGUGAUCCUGAAUGCAGGGCAGCAUGGAGUGAGCCAUGUACUGGGGGAUCUGCCCCAAGCCUGGGAGCAGCUGAGGGCCACAGCUGCUCUGCAGGAGCUUUGGCACCUAUCUGAUCUGCUGAUCUGACACUUUGGGACCACUGCACAGUUUGUGCUGCUGCUCUGACUAGGAGGGCAAGUAUAUGCUUGGCAGAGACGCUGUUUGACUUCGUCAUAUGAAAGAGUAGUGGCAAGAGAGACAGGAACUGGGAGUGUGAGUGCUGGAUGGAAAGUCUGUGAUGGAGCUGAUGAUGAGAGCAGCAGAGGUAGCUUCUGGUGUUCAAGUUGGUGCUCAGCUGCCUGGGAUGCUGGGCUUAGUGAGCUCCAUUAUAGUGAGUUGUUGCCUUCACAUUUGCUAGUAUUUGUGUCGACCUUGGGACUGAAGUAGAAAAAUACUUAUUGCUUUAGCCUACAUUUAGGCAGACAGCAGUGGCUUUGUAUCUAAGCACCUGGUAGUCCUUUGUAUGAUGUUGGUGGGAGUGACUGGUACAGAAAGUCAGCAUUCUGUCCCUGAAAUGGAGACACUGACGGACGAGCUGUGCUUUUCAUGCACACCUGCUCUCCUGUUGUACCAUUUUGAUCCAUACCAUGGACCAUUUUUUUCUCCCACACCACAGUGAAUACUAUCUUUCAUGUUUGUAAAUAUUUCUCAGUGACAUUGCUGAAGUUUCACCACUAACAAGGUAUGAUGGAAGGAUGGAUUGCUAGAUCUUCUGCAGUAAAAUAUUGUCAGAGCUCAGCGAAAGAGGGAACUUAUUCAUGGUAAUCUCUUCAGCUCCAUGCUGUAACAUAGCCAGGAAGCAUCAGGUAACUCUCAGGAGCAAAUGAAAUGCCAGCUGUCCCAUGCUGAGGGCAUCCUACAGCUGCACACUCCCUACUUCUUGAGCUCCCUCCUAGGAAAGAGGCUGGUACAUUCCUCCCAGGGACAUUGUUAGCUUGCAUUCAGAACUGUACAUCUUGCUGCACUUCUGAAAUACUAAUCAAGCUCCCAAGUGUUUGAUGCUGUACCUGCUUUACCAAGAUGUGGGGAGGUGAUAGCACAGUCAAGAAGUUCAGAACCUCAGAGAAUCACUUCCCUGCCAUCAGAGUACCAUUUCUAUAUCGUCAUUGGGGUGAACUGCUUUGGCAAAACCAGACAUAUCUUGAACUAGCAUGUGACUGAUGUGAUGUAGGCAGCAAGCAGUCUGAGCUUCUCUUUCUUCUUGAGGCAGGAUGUGCAAUGCUGCCCACAGAGCAAAUGCCUGUUGCUGACAGUGGCAGAGUGUGGUGGGUUAUUCAUAGGCAAAUGGUUCCUUUCAGCUUUAUAAAAUGAACCAGUUCAUUAGGUAAAUGUUUGUGGUGCGGUGGGCAGGGCAGCAAGGGGACAUGUCACCUGAGAGCUAACAAAGCCAAGUGGGCAGGGAGAGCUGCUAGACAAAAGCAUGUUGGGUUUCCAUUUAAACAGACAAUCUGAAUUGAGACAAAAUUCAAGGUACUGUGCCCCUUAUGCACUCUGGAGACAACAGGAAUUUUUCUUUUUUGCUUGUUUGGUUUUUAACCAGUGAUGGAUUUGGUAAUUUGUCCAUGUACCUGCUCUCCUGCGUGGUGGGAUUCACAUUCCGGGUGAGAAUUUGUUGCCAGCCCUUCAGGUGAUCAAACUCUGACAUGUUUUGAAGCUCUCUGUGUAGGCAAGGCAAGCUGUAUAUUAGCUCAAAGUAGGACAGACGGUGUUAGAUUCUGCAUCCCUCAACGUCUUCAAAUCAAGACUGGGACUGUUCCCACGAGACUUAUUUUAAUUAAACACAAUUUUAGUUAAACACAGGAAUGUCAGACUGAAGAAGGUUUGUGCUGUAGAGGAAGCUAGACUAGAUGAUGUAAUUGUUCUUCCUGUCCUUAUUAUGAAAACAGAUGUUUACUGGUCAAGGGGAUGUAUUUAAAUAAAGUUGUCUCUGGAUAACUGACUUAAAAUAUGUUAGUUUAGCAUAUUCAUGGAAUGCUUCUCAUUUUAACCCAUUUUGGGUGACAAAAAAAAGUCACUUACAGAAAAUCAACUUUAUGGGUGCAGUACAUCUGUCAUGGCCACAGUGGCAGCUGUGUUGGUGCCAGCUAUGACAGGCUUUUCCAGGGAAUGAACAAUUCAGACUGCAUUGUGUGAAACUGCCACUUGGUUCUGGCUUUCCCCCAUAGCUAUUUGUGCAGGACUGCCCCAUGUGUGCUCAUGGUGGCUGGGGAGUGGAGCUGCUUUGAGGCUGCAGUGGUGGCUCUGAAGCCAGCAGACAGAGAAAUGGUCACCAUCUUUGGAUUGAAUCUGCAGCAUCUGAGUAAAAGCACACCUUAGGCCAGUCCUUGAGCUAGGAAAGCCACUGUUAAGUGUGUUCUGAAGCUGACAUUACUUUAAAUAACUUUGAAAUUGUAUUCCUCACCUUUCUUUAAAAGAGGCUCAGUAAAUUCUGCCUCAAAGGAAGAACCUCCUAUACCAUUCUGCAUUGUGGGGCUGUUGCGUGUUUCGCACACCUACACACGUGGUCUGUCAGGGGUUGCUGGGGGGAAGGGAGAGCGUAGGGGCAGAAAGGAAUAUUAAUUAAACUUGUCAUGGCUGGAGGGGUCAUAUGCAUUGUGCACAAGAAAAUUCCAGGUAGAGCUGGGUGUGCUUUUUCUGUGUAGUAUAAAUUUAUUAAAAAAAAAAAAAAAAGAUUUCUUUUGGGGGAAACAGAAUUGUUCAUAUAUUCAUAGGUAAUCUGGCAUAUAAUUUCAUACAAAAAAAAAGGGGGGAGGGGAUGCGGAGGGGGAGAGGGAGGGCAGGAAUAUCAGAAAAUUUGAAUCUUUCAGAAUGAAUGUGACCAGCAGGCAGGGCUGUCAUUAGUGUGGACCUGGUGUCUCUAGGUGGAGUUGGGAAGUGUGGGGCUUGUUUCCAUAUAGAAAAGGGUUUGCAGCACUCCUCUGAGUGGAGGAGUGGGGCUGAAAGUCCUGCCUUCCAUCUGCACUGCUGGAGAGAUUGGGGAGUCCUACCUUCACCCGCAUCAAAGCACUCAGCAGAGUGUCCGCAGGAAUGGCAAACAGCAGCUACACUGUGGGGAGAGGGAGAGGAGGGACUUGGUGGGCUUUACUCCUUUCUUUCAUAAAUGUUAGCAAGAACAUCAGGUGUUUUGCUGAUGGGGACUCAAGCCAAUAGCUUGUUAAUGUUUGCAAUACAUUUCUGCCACAGAGAGUGAAAAUGCCAAGUACUAUUACAGCAUUCACCUGUGCAUUUAGAACAAACAUUGUUACUGUUAUUUUGAAAUGAGGAAACUACAGUUUCCAGAUCAUCUUACCCUUUGUGCAUGCAUAAAGUUAACAAUGAAGCCCUUCAUGCUGAUUUUUCAGGUACUGAUAUUUUCUUUUCAGACCAUAAAUUUAACUUCCACAGUGCAUCAGGAAACAUUCCCCCUCUCCCCAUUUCUCAGGAGCCAAGGCAAGGAAGAGCAGCUUUGAAUCUUCAUAUUCUGAGUUAUAAAGUACAACAAGUCAAUUUCAUGGUCAUGUCCUCUUCACAUCUUGAAGAAAUGGCCUGGUUGGCUGGGAGAGAGCUCCUCCUUUGGCAGCCUAGAAGGGUCUUUGCUAGCAUCUGUCUCAUCUGUGCAUGAGAUAUCUUAGUCUGGGGUUUUGUCUUCUUGGAAAGGACUCUUCCAGCUGUUGCUCUAUCAAUCUUUGAAAGUGCUAAUUCUCAUCAGAGAACUAUAUGCUUAAAAUGUUUAAAAUCAGGAUAAGGAAUUCCUUAAAUUCCUCACGAUUUUAAAGGGAUGCAUGUCAGAAAGGCAGAGCAUCACCACCACCUCAAGAAUUGUGCUGGAGCACAUGUAUCGAGUCACAACCCAGGUGUCAGGAAAUGGCUGCAUUUUGAUAUCCACUACGUGCUGGCAGUGCAGAUUUUGCCAGCAACCUUAAUUGGGAAGUAGCUACUCAAAAUCAAGGGAAAAGAUGUGGAUGUUGUGCCCAAUAUAUCCUUAUUUCCUAGACUUCUUAGGAAUAUAACACAAGGGAUGUGCCCUUGCAUCCUUCUGGGGAGGUUAUAAGUGCAUGAGGAAUUUCCAUGUUCUCUCCUUUGGCCUUCAUUAUGGAAUAUCCUUCAUUGUUCAUCUUUGUGUUUUUCUUCUCCUAAAUUUAUCCCUGGAUUUCAGAGAAAGUGUGUACCAAAGCUGAUCUGAAGGGUCUAGAACGACUCAGAAAUAGAGAGAGGUUCAGGCUGAACCACCAACUUUCACCUCUCCCUUUAGAAGUGUUCAGCAAACCCUUGAUCAUUGCAGGGAAUCAAACUCACAUGCUGACUGAAUCUCAAUUCUGCAUUAAGGUCACACAAUCAUUCUGUUAGACUCUUUUGUAGUCAUAAAAUGUUCUUUAAAAAUGCAGGAAGAAAUGUUCCAUCUUUACCUUGAUGGCAUCGCCUUUUUGUGCUGCAGCAGAGAUCAACAGCCCUCCCUCCAGUUUACUCUGACUUUCUUCCAGCACCACAGCCUGGGUCAGCAGUAAAUGGGGACAGGUCCAGGAAUAAUCUGUCUCAUUGAAUUGCGGAUGUAGGGGAGACUCAAAAGCAUUCAGGUAAGUUGUCAUCUGCGCUGAUAGUCAGAUCACCUAAGAAUCAGAAGUUUCUGUACAAGUUAAAGUAAUACCUGUUCCUUAUCUGCCAUUUCAGGCACUGUUUUAUUGUUUUUUUUUCCACUAGAAGUUGUUGCAAAGAGAAACAUCAGUGAGAAGUGGAUGAAUUAGGAUCUUUGCUGUUGAACUUCUAUUUGACAGUGGGACAACAUUGUCCCCAUUAAUCAUAAGAGGGGAAGGGAGGAGGAUAAAUCUGUGACAUCAUAAUGUGUCUCUCAGAUAAAAUGAUAUUAUCAGCUUUUUAAUGCACCUUUGAAAUACUCAAGAAAUUAUCUCAAAAUAGUGGCAACCACAUGAAUACAUUGAUAGAGCCUUGCUGUAUGAUGCUAUGUUAUUUAAUUUUAAUUAUAAGGAGAUUUUAACUUGUAUAUAUUGGAAUCGUAUUUGUGCAUCAUACUUAUGUUAUUUACUGUAAAUAUGGCUCACCUACCAGGAAUUGAUCCAAAGUCCUAUAAUAGGUGUUACUGACCUUGAAAUAGAAGGAGGAGGGAGAAAUGCCGAAGGUGUGUCAGCAUUCUAACAAAAUAAGGCAAAAAUUAGCCCUUACAGUAUAAUCACUGUCAUAUAUGGACCAUGAUUUAUUGACAGAAGGAAAGGUAUAAAUUCACUAAAAGAUAGACCAAUUUCUCAGCUGCUCUCAGUCAAUUCUUUGAUUAACUUCAAGCCUAGAAGCUGGCCAGGUGUCUUCAGAAGGCUCAGCCUAAGUAGUAUGAGUCCUUAGUUUUUGCUUAAAAAUGUGCAGUUCUUACUAGUUGAGUACACCCAACACAUGCAAGAAAAUAGGUGUUUCAGCCCCAGUUGAGUCUGGUCUGGUUCUGGUGAUGCUGUGUCAUAGAUGUCAAAGUGAAGUGAGACAUCUCAGCUGACAUUACAGAGCAGUCAGCAACCAGCCUGAAUUUCUCCCUGACUUGAUGGAGUUUGGACUUCGGUGUUCAGUUUCCAGUGUACUAUGUUUUGAUUUUCUGUAAACAGCUUCUUCCUGCAGUACGUGUUUUUCUAUCAUCAAACCUCACUUUACUUAGCUCUGAGCUCACCUCCCUGCCCCAUUUCUAAUCUGUUCCAGUCUUUUUGUUCUCUCUCUCUCCUCACGUGGAAGUCUUGUCCAGCCCAUGUUGUUAGCAUCUGUCCCUGGAGCCUGUCCUCUUCAGCUGUUUGCCCUGAGGCUGCAGGGGAGUUGGCAUGACUAGGAUAUGCCAUAGAUUUACCACGUGGGACAUAACCUCCUAAACAUGACUUCCCUCCUGGCUGUACAUCGUGGCAUGGUCCUUGUUUUUAGCCACUCCAUGAGCGGUCUGUAGCACCUUUGUGGCCACUGCAGGUCUGGAGGGAGCUUAUUUGGCAGCUGUGGGAGCCACACUGCCUCACUGCCAGCACACGUGCCCGCUUUCCCCACUGCUCCAGCUGGGGAUGCGGUCAGGCUGUCGGCACAUGAGAUCACAUCCAGCACGGCUACUCCCUGGAAGCCAAAGUGUUGCUUAGUAACCUACUCAUGGAAGUACCAGAAGCAUUUUUCAAUCUGUCACGUCGGUGAAAAACACUGGCUUCUUGAUUUAGAGGCAUUCUGCUGUGUGUAGCAGGGCUGUGCUCCAUUACCUUGCAUCCAGUGCUAUCUGCAAAGAGGGAAUGAACCUCCCUUUCUUGGAGGGGCUGGGAGGAAAAAGCCACAGGAAGGAUUUGCCCAGCAUUGCGUGUGAAGCCUUUAGUCUGUUCUCCUGACAUCCAGACCUUAUCUUAACUCCCUUCCUAUGGGAGAUAUUCCCUCUUUAUGGAAGUGCACUCCGGGGUCCUAUAGCAAUUGGCCAAACAGGAUCCUGCAGCACCUUCAUCUGUUAUGAGACAUUACUGCAAUAAAACAUGGUGUGUCAUACAGAAAUUGGGUGAGGUAUUGCAGUAUUUAUGUUGUAAGCCUCAGUGUCACGGACAAUUGCUACAGAAUAAUGUAUGUCUUUUUUUAAUGCAGUGGAGUCAUAGCAGCUUCACAAGAGCACACAGAGCACAGACCAUCUGGGAUUACAUGCUUUCCUCAGUUAUUUUCAAAUUAUUGUGUUAUCAAGAAUUAAAUGAAUAACAUCCUCUCAUUUAAAAAUAAACUGUUAAGGGCUUUUACGUUACUUCCCUUCUUUUAAGAUUAAUUCAAUUUGGGGGCAAAACAUCCAAGAACUGUGUUCUGACUUGAAAGACUUGCUCCUCUAUCUGGUUCUGGUUUAUCCUUAAAAAUGGCUUCAAGAAAUAACUGGAGGUUUUUUUUUUUUGUUUUGCUUUGUUUUGUUUUUUUUGUGUGUGAUAUUUUAUUGAUUUUUGCUAUCAAAUCUCCUCAGGAAAAAGGUAUCUAUAGAAUGUCUAGCUUUGAGCUCUGGUGUCCAGCUGGGCUCUUCCCAUCCUGCUUCUUGUCAUAGUGAGUGGAGUCAUGAUCUGUAUUAGGACACUGUAUGACCCAUUUUUAUCUGUGUUCCUCAAAGCCCUCUGCAAAACCUGAAGGUGUUUUAGGAAGGUCACUGGAGGUCCAAAGUGACCUGAAGAUCGGGUUGUCCGAAAAAUGUUCCUGAGAGGCUCUUCCAGUCUUCAGGGAUCCUCUUACCCAUGACCAUGGGUAUGGUCAUUGGUCACAAAUGGUACCCCAUUUGUGGGGUAUGCCAUAGAUUUACCAAGUGGAAGUGACUCCUAUCCAUUCUCAGUACUGUGGUGAUGAAAUCAUCAAGGUUUGUUUCCUGUACGAAUCCCUUUCAGCAAAGGUUCAGUGACAUGCACAACAGCUGUGGUCUAAAGCUUAAUGCAGAAUGAAGUUAAAAAAUCAUCCUGCAACAUGAGAAGAUCCCAAAUUGAUUUCUGAAGAGUUCCUGAGGAAGUAAGUACAACAUUCCUAUUGUCCUUAGUCUAAUAGUUAAGUUUGGCUAUGGGAUACAAUCUAUUUUAGUUUACGUGUAAUUUAAGAAAUAAAUACACAAAGUAGUCAAAAAAUAUUCCUGAUGGCUGGUGUGUUACCAGUGUGAGAGCGAUUGAAUACUCUGGGGGUUCUUGCACAGAAAUGUCUCACACAAAUGUUCAGAAAGAACUGGCUUCUCUGGGCAGCAGGGAGCGAUUUUAGCAGGGGAGUGAAAGGCUGUGGAAGGAGGCCUGAUUUACAUUUUAAUUCUUAGAGCUGGUGGUGCCAGCUCAGGAUUGAUGGAAAUCUUGCCCUCGUGAUGCUAUGCUCUGUGGAGGGACGAUUCAGAGAAGCACUAAGUGUACAAUGCAUUGUUUGUUUGAGAAGUAGCAGGGUAUCUAUUUUCAGUCUUCUAAUACCUUGACCUUGGAGUUUGUUCGUAAUUAAAUAGUCUUGUCUAACCAGCUAGCCAUUGAAGCAAAAGAGCUGUUGUUAUAAAGAGAGUAGGCGAGGGAAGAACAGGCAGACUAGGUAACUUCUAGGCAAUUUUGAGAGUGCACAAUGAUUCCCUGCAGACACAGCACCUCUUUCUUCUGCACAGUCUGCGAGAUAAAAUGAUUUAAGCUGAGACACAUUUUAGAGCACCUGAGUUAGUUGGCUGCAAAGCAGGAGCUGUUCUAUUAACGUUCAUUCCUGCUGUUUAGUUUUUGAGGUUUUUAUCUGUUAGUAUAUUCAAAGCCUUCUUUUAAAUAUUAUGGAAAGAACAAGGUGGGGGCUGGAACCUGCUCUGCCUCCUGGCUGUACAUAGCCCUACCCAUAAAUGACAUGUAUGACACACAUGUACGUUGAAUGACUGCAUCAUAGUGACUUUUGUAACGCGUUGACUGUGGUGUCAAGAUGACAUGGCUGGAGAAAACUAGGAAUACUUCACUUGAUAUGAAUAGAAAAUCAGUUAGUGAAAAGGCAGUACAGCCGAGGAAGUUUUCUAACUCUGAGCCACGAUCAUGUCUUCUCGAUAUGCCAUCUCUGUGUCCCCUGAAUAGAUCUUUGUCCUUUUUGCUGCAUAAAAGAAAUUGACUUCGGUGUCUUUGCUCCAAGCUGGAGUCACUGGUGUUCAGUCUUUUUGUAAUGUGCUGAUGAAUUGAGAAGCCAGUCUUGACAAGGGCUUGCCAAUUUCCAUAGCUUCCCACCAGAAUAAUCUAAUACCAGUCAGCAAAUAGAUGGGAGGGGUUCUGGGAUGCUGCUGACUGAAGCAUGCCACUGAAGUAUCAGUCUUCAGGGCAAUAGUGACAAGGAGAUUUUAUAUCAAUGCUUGUGAGAAAAAUCUGGCAGUCUCAGAUGAAGCUGGUUGUCCUGUUUGUCACACAGUAAGCACAGAUGCAAGCCAGAAAGAACGAGUGAGAAAAUAAGGCUUUCUGUCUGACAAAUGCUCCAAAUAUCACUCUUGCUUUUGAGAAAAAAAAAGCCUUCUGUGACUGAUGCUGGGGUGGCAAGGAGGUGGGCUCGUAGGGCUAGAGAGGCAUGUCACCAUAGCACAUUUGUCACGAUGUGUCUUCAAUCAUGUAAAUGUACAAGAAUAGGAUAAAAAUGCUUGUCAUUUUGUUCAGCUUGCUUUUCAGCUAAGUACACUACCUCCAGGUCACCUGCUGCUACCCCACUGAGGCCUCAUUGGGGUUUAUGCUAUGCUACUUGGUAUUCAUUUUUGGUGGCCACAGGCUAAGGUUACAGGUUUAGGAACCAGUACAUAAUCAUAAGGACAGCUUCUUGUGUUAUUUUUCUCUUUCCCUCCUUUGUAAAGUGUGAACCUUUCUUUUGAAAUCUGAAGUGACUGUAUUGUUACAAUGUGUGUAUGUAGAGAUUUGUUUUGAUAUGGCUUGUGUGGAGGACCUUUGCUCCUUUUAUCUCACACUCCGUUUUCUUAAGUGCUUGAUAGCUUUGCAAGCCUUUUGUGGGGGAGGAGAGGUGGUGGGUGGGCUCUUACUCUUCAGAAUUGAUGCUUUUUGAGGAAGAUUUGCACAGCUUUGCACAGAACGGCUGAGAAUGCAGAGUGCUCUCGAUUGUUCUUAAGCUGUCCUGAUCUGAUUUCUUCCAGCAGAAACAGAUCGGUUUUGAAACCCUCAGAAAAAUAUGUUGCUCAAUGCUGUAACCAAGGAGGUCCAUCACUUUGUCAUGCACAGAGAUGUGCAUGGUGUUUCUCCCCAGUCUGAAGGUGUCUAUUUGAGCACAGAGUGAGUCCCACCCUUCACACAUACAACUGAUGAUGCUCUGUGGCUAAUGACGUUGCACCUGCCAAGGAUCAGCCCUGUUGUGUUUUGGCUGUUAGGAAACCCAUGAGGGAAAUUCUAUGGGUGUUGGAGAGGAGAGGGCAACAUCUGCAGGAACCUCUCAGCUCUGCAGGAUUUCUUUGGUAUUCACACACAUUUGCAAGAAUGUAUUCCAAGCAUCUUGUACUGUUAUUAGUAACUUGUACUGUAGUUUGUUAGCUGUGUUGACUACCUACCUAACUAAUAUUCUGUUGAAAUUUAGAAAAAGUGUAAACGAUUGCAGAAAACAGGAGUUUAGAACUUGUA
Phasianus colchicus (ring-necked pheasant) is the source of this 13955-nucleotide messenger RNA. It is a transcript of the gene DPF3, whose product is annotated as double PHD fingers 3. The record is from RefSeq and is a predicted model, not a curated record. Gene Ontology annotation, cellular component: nucleus; nBAF complex. Gene Ontology annotation, biological process: nervous system development. Lineage: Eukaryota; Metazoa; Chordata; Aves; Galliformes; Phasianidae.